This is a messenger RNA of Trypanosoma theileri, 1719 nucleotides long. RefSeq lists its product as uncharacterized. Bases 1 to 1719 code for a protein of 572 amino acids. The record is from RefSeq and is a predicted model, not a curated record. Lineage: Eukaryota; Euglenozoa; Kinetoplastea; Trypanosomatida; Trypanosomatidae. The transcript has a single exon.
AUGAGUGCAACGACAGAUAUGAGUAUGUCAUUUUGGGUUCGCCCCGUGAACCAUGAUGAUGAAACACACAAACUAUUUAUUACUCGUCUUGUUUUUAUUGAUACUGCAGAGGAAACUGAACAGUGGCUUACACGUGUAAGAAAACAGUGGGGAUCUAAUCGACCUAUUGCUGUCCGCGUGAUGAACGAGGCGGAUCACUUAGGGGCUACAACCCCUAAACCAGUUUCUAGCAACGGUGGCUGGACAGGUGUUAGUUGGAAUGAUGAUGCUACAGGUAUUGAACUCCCAAAUAAUGAAGGAUCAUUGCUUGUAUUGGAGGUCGUAGGAGGUGAAGACGGACGUGUAACGUACGGGGUAGGAAUGCUUAAUAUUGCUGCUGCAAUUUCAGAAAAGCGUCAAUAUGCCAAAUACUGUGUGCAUCUUUUUCCUACUCAGACUACUAUCGAUUCUAAGACAGUAUAUGCACUUUUGGAAGUAGAAAUACGUAGCAGUAUCUGGGAUGGACGUCCAGAUGACAGUUUCGCUCCAUUGGAGUAUAACUUUGGGUCUGUUCGUGUUUCAACAGUAGAUUUCUAUUUCCCUUCAUUUCUCCUUACCGGUGAAGGAGAUUAUGUUGUUUCCAAUGUUAUUUGUGCAAUGAAUGUGACAGAAAACAGCGCACUUGCAAUGCAGUUAACACCUCUGCUGGAUGCACGCAAUUACAUAACAGUGGAACCGGCACAGGUCAUUACGGUAAUGCCUCAACAGCGAGUAUAUUUUAGCGCAACUUGGAAUGUCACGGAACGAGCAUGUUUAAAGAAAUUAAAGGUACAAUUAGUUGUUAACGGAACACAACCUCCCUCCGCUCCCAUCCUUAUUGAUGUUCACCAUUCUCCUCCACAACCGAAGGCUGUAGAUACACCUUAUCACUACUGGUUAAAUACGGCAUGUGUCACAAAUAGACAAUUUUCCCUUACACAAGAGUUCCCACUGGUGGUUUCACUUUUACCUAUUUUCCGAUUCGUUUCAAAUGGUCGGGCUUCAGAAUUAGGAACUGAAGGUUUUAUUGUUGCUCUUGAUAAGGACAAGGGAGAAAAUGUGCUAGUACGUGCAGAUGGAGUUCCUAUUGUUAGCGCAUUAAACGCGAUGAAAGCAGCCCCAUGGAUGGAUUCUACCCUGGAAAGCCUUUCCCUUUCUCAGGCAAGCAAUAAUACAUGGAUGUUGCAGAAUACGGGAAGACAUAAUUAUUUAUCUGACGGACCUAUUCUGAAUAUUUUACAAAAGACAUGCCAGUGUGUUAUUCACCUUGGUACCAUUCGCGGAUUACCAAUGGUGUAUGAGGUUUCUACAGGCGUUUCUCCUUCUUUUCAGGUUAGUAUAACACUGCUAGAUCAACUGGGCUGGCAAGUGGUAGUAGGUGAAACAAAACCCAGUUAUCAAAGUACAAGUGGAAGCCUGAGAUGGGAUGAUCAGCUCGUGUUGCGAAAGUGGCCUGGAGCUAGUUGCAAUCAAUUUAUACGUCUAAACCUCACGGAGGUGCGUCCACGUGAUGGGGAUGAGACGCCUAUAGGAGCUGCCCUGGUGUCGCUCUGUCGCCUUGAUCGAACACCUGCAGAAGUGGGGAUACAAUUAGCUUUCCAUGUUUAUGAGACAUAUUCUUUGUAUGAUACACUACACUCGUCAAGUCUGCUUAUGAAAGAUGCGUAUAUCACUUUUUCAGAGCUUUCUAGUGUUGUAUAG